This is a messenger RNA of Neopelma chrysocephalum (saffron-crested tyrant-manakin), 1237 nucleotides long. It is a transcript of the gene PROK2, whose product is annotated as prokineticin 2. The coding region runs from base 53 to 412 and encodes 119 amino acids. The transcript is spliced from 3 exons. The record is from RefSeq and is a predicted model, not a curated record. NCBI's taxonomy places the organism in Eukaryota, Metazoa, Chordata, Aves, Passeriformes, Pipridae.
CUCCGCUGCGCCGCACCGCGCCCGCGGGGAUCGCCGGGGCCGGCACCGCACCAUGCGGAGCCUCCCGCCGCUGCUGCCGCUGCUGUCGCUGCUGGUGCUGCUCGUGGCCGCGGGGCACGGCGCCGUCAUCACCGGGGCCUGCGACCGAGACCAGCAGUGCGGCGGCGGGAUGUGCUGCGCGGUCAGCCUGUGGAUCCGCAGCCUGCGGAUGUGCACGCCCAUGGGGAAUUUGGGAGAGGAGUGCCAUCCCUUGAGUCACCGAGUGAGUUCCCUUCUCGGGGCGGCGGAUGCACCACACCUGCCCGUGCCUGCCGGGCCUCACCUGCGGACGGACUUCCUCCAGCAAAUUCAAAUGUAUGCUGCACUUCAGAAAAGAGGAUGUCUUCUUUUAGCAGGAGCUGUUCCGGGCUAGAACGAGCCACUCGCUCUUCUCAUUUUCUCGUUAUUGUGAUGAGCAAGGUACUUGCCAUGGGGAAACCCUUCACCACACUUUCCUGCCUCACCAACUCCAACAGGAGAUGAGAUGCUGUGCUGUUGUGGCCAAGGUUUUCAGGAGGGACUCGCAGUGGCAGAUGCUUUUAUUUUGGGGUAGCAAAAUGAUGUCUGCUAAACCAAAACUUCUGUCUGAGAGUAGGGGCUUAACCAUUUCUGAACCAUUUCAUGGUCUUCAUGGUUCCAGCUUAAACCCAGAACGAAAACAUCCAAGUUUAUUGUCAGUUUUGGAAAAUUUUGGCCAGAUUUUUACAUCUUGGAAUACCUGAAUUGAACUGAGAGUUGAAUAAGUGCAUAGUGUGAAGCAUAUGAGGAUUGCCAAAAAACUGUAUUUACAUUGCAUUUUGUAUCUUUAUUAAUAUUAUUAAUAUUAUUAAUAUUAUUGUAUUUGUAAGUUAGGCGCAUCUCUAGGAAAGAGGUUUAACCAAUAGAUGUAGUUUUUACACUUUUUAAAAGUGACAGGUGGAACCAAAGCAUUCCAAUAUUCAAAGCAUCAAAAGAUUUUGUUAUUUUAGUAUUCUAAGAUGAGAAGUUGUUGUUACUUGAAUUGGUGUAAGACUACCCAAUCAUCUCAAACUGUGUAUUAAGAUGUAGUUUAUAUUAAAAGAAAAGGAACCCCGAAGUUUAUUGUAAUGGGCUGCCUGACUUCUUGUACAUGUAUCAAAUUUGCUGUGUAAAAAUUCUGUAUCAGAAUAAUGGCAGUAUAUUAUUUGAUUUAUUUUAAUAUUAUAACAUUAUUUUGUCA